Molecule: messenger RNA, 6763 nt
Organism: Phymastichus coffea
Lineage: Eukaryota; Metazoa; Arthropoda; Insecta; Hymenoptera; Eulophidae
Gene: Rab26
Product: ras-related protein Rab-37
Exons: 7
Coding region: 4837-5643 (268 amino acids)
Biological process (GO): protein localization to plasma membrane; regulation of exocytosis; neurotransmitter receptor transport to postsynaptic membrane
Cellular component (GO): Golgi apparatus; dendritic spine; plasma membrane
Molecular function (GO): GTP binding; GTPase activity
Source: RefSeq, a predicted model, not a curated record
CACGUUGAACGGUUGAUUGGUAUAUGACGUACAUAUCCAAGAUGCAGAGUUAGUCGAGCGGUUGGCAUUGCCGCGUCGCGCUCGAAAGGACGCCGGUUCGAGUCCCGAUGACGGAAAAUGGAAAAAUUUUUUUCUGCAACGGAUAAAACUCGACUCUCGCGCAUUGAUCGCACAAUGAUGAAAAAACUUGCGGGAGACCGACAAUCUCAUGGGAACGGCAAUCGUUCUGAUCGACGUUCCUUGUCGGUCCGUGAAAUGGCACUGUCAUAGUUACUCUGAGUGCGAUCAAUUUUUAUAACUUGUAACCGUUCUCAUUGGAUAUCUGGUCAGUUUCAUUUCUCAAUCGACUUGCAGCCGUAGUAAAUGCCUGCUUUUAGAUUGAAACUUUGGGAGAACGCACAGUUUUGGUUCUUUUAAUGGUGCAAAACGAUAAAUACUUGUCUUUCAUUAAAUUUAAUGAACACUAAUUGCAGUUCAUCGCGACGUCAUUCCGUCAGAUGUUUAUUCAAAUGAAAAGUGGCGAUAAGUAUUUCCCAGGCCAAUCAUAACAUUGAUUGCGCUCUAUCAGAUAGCCUCGGAAUGCUUGGUACGUAACGGCAAUAAGACGACGUACCGAGUCGCAAUCGAGAGAGCGCAAUCAAUACAUUAAUUAGCGUGUUAAUUAAGCGGUUAAUCGAGCUGCACUAUAACGCAUGUGCUGACCAUUCCUCAAAUGGCCCUUCGCCUUCUGCGAGCAGCAGCCAAGACGCGCGGCCAAUGAGCAGCUUUAAUGACUCGACGUUCUGCCGUGCGCCUUUUGCUGCCAACUCUCGACGACCGCUUAGGAGGUUUUUCGCGAUAUUCCCUCGCGCCGUUCUGCCGCAGUCUCCCUCUCGUAAAUCUCGCCAAAUUAUAGGGCUCCAAUAUGCUGAGCGAUCGUACGGUAAUUCGGCCAUUCUUUUUUGCCGGCACAUUGUGCAGCUUGUAUUACAAAAGCAGCUUAUGUGGAAACUUUCCCCUACUUAACUUUUAUUUCUUCGUAUAUAAUACUCCGCCGGACGCUGCGCUCACAACUUUUCUCUUUUCCUUUGUCGAGUGUCCGAGCUAUAAUUCGUUAACGUUAUUAACGGUUUCCUUCGAAACCCAUCAACUCGGACUACUUUCGAUUAAUUAAUUUAAUUACUACUAACGUACAUUAUACGAUAAAUGCUGAUUACUCGGACGACGGAUAAUUGCUUAACGACGUAAAAUAUUCCAGCAGCUCGCAAAAAAUAAAAGAAAGAAAACAAAAAAAGAAUCAAGCUACUAUUCCCUUUCGAGGCGCAUUUCGCGCGACAGUGUAAUUGCCUCUGCCUCGCCUUCGAUUCGGAUUAAUCGUUCCAGUGGGAUUUGAGCAGCAACGGCAGCGAUGCUCUCCUGCAUAAUGAUGGAAAAAUCACACACGCACACGCACACACGCACGAAUGCUCUUUGAUAAGGGUAAAAAAACAACACACGACACCGAAAGGGAUAAGAGGAUGAGAAAAAAAAAAAAACGAAAAAAGCGAAACGACUCGAAAAUGUACAGUCACGCUUUACUGGCUGCUCCUGCAAAUGCACUCGUAUCUGCGCGUUAUUACUUUUGAUCGUGUCCGUUCUAGCUAUCCCGUGUUUCCCAUGUUUUUACGUGCACGUGUGAACAAUUUUUUAUAUAAAUGCCGUUUCACUGUAAAAGCAUAAUUAAAAACAUUCAAUUUGUUAAAGCGAUAGGACAUAACAACUCACGACACAUAUGAAACUCAUCGCUUUUCGACUUUUUGUUAUCGAUUUCUCGUUUUUUUUUUAAAUUUUAAUUUUUAUCAUAUGCGCGCGUUGUCGGUCAACUAUUCGCGUAAUGCGCUACGACCCGAAUGACUUCCUCAAACAUACCGUGAAAAUACAGUAACCAUUACGUAAAAUCGUAGCAAUUAACUAUGUUACUACUGUAGAUAUAUAGGACGUGUUUUUCGAGAUCUGGAAACAUCCCGAUUCCGAUUAGACCGCACACUUAUGCGGGCAAUUAAUGCGAUUAGAAAGUCCAUAUUUUUUUCUGUUUCUCUCUCUUCUCUUGUUUCGUCAAAGAGACGUCGUCGUCGUUGUCGUCGUCGUCGUCGUCGUAUAACCGGAUGUCUUUAUGUAAGGAGGACAAAAACCUGGCGAGUACAUAAGGACGUUCAACUCGAGAAGCUCUUUGGCGCUAACAAGAGUCUCUGUGCGUAAGUCCACGGCCGAUAUGUUUAUUUUGGUGCCGUUUCUUCCUUUCGCUCGGAGAUGUUACGUAAUAGCGCUUUGGCUUAGUUACGCCGGGAGAGUGACUCUUUUAGCUGCUGCUGCUGCAGAGCAGAAGCUCGGCGAAGGGAAUGUGUGCAUGCGUUUGACUCAAACGUCCAUGCUUGACAACAAGAACAGCUUGUAUUAGAGUAGCCGAGUAGUGCGUGGAUCCUACGAUAGAUUUCGUUGGCUCGAGGGCACGGCUCCGAAAAAGCUCGCAGUGCACGCGCAAAAUGUGAAAUAAGAGCGCAUAGUGCUUCCGAGAAAGCGCCGCGAUCAAGCGCAAUCGUAGCCGCGAGCGGCCGCCUAAUAAAUCCACGUUAAAGUUUUUUUCCCUCUCGCGUCUCUCCCAGAGAGGCUAAGGCCGACCGACCGAAUCGAGAGUCGUUGCCAACGCGACGAAUACUUUAUAGCCGUGCUCGCACACGAGAGAAAGAGAGAGAGAGAGAGAGAGAGAGAGAGACGCUCCACACGGACGCGGCGGUUGUCUCUAGUUAGACGGUCAGCGCGUACAAAGGCGCGAGCGAGCAGCUACAGAUCACGUGACAAGAUGGUGUCAGUGCCCCGCGCGCGACCGAGAGAAUGGAAAUGUUGCCGUGGGUCCCCGUGUCGUCGAGUUUGGGGCGCCACUAGUCGGGUACGCGAGCGCGAAAGACCGCUCCCACCAAAAGCCGAGCAAGCGCUUUCUUCUUGCCGAGAACGUGGGUGGGCCUCCGGUCCGAGAGUGGGCAGGCUGAGAGACUCUUGCCAGAAGGGACCGUAUUCUCGCGAGAGCGAGACGCGCCGCUUUUUCGAGAUGGGACGAGGAUUGGAGCGCGUGCACUCUAGACGACAGCGACUGGGUUGGCUUGCUAUUUUUCUUGUCUUUUUUUUUCUCUCGAUGGCACUCACGAGGCUAUCGUAAUUUCUCAUUGUUGCGUGCCUUUAUUUGCUGUAUAUUAUUAACCUUGUUCCGAUUUACUACUUGUCGCACAACUUUCCAGCAUUUAAACAGUAGCAUCCCCACGUAAAUGAUCGAAUUGCACGAGGCAGUCUGUUACAUCUGUAAGUGCCUGUUGGGCGUACAAAUCUUAUUAUUACACACUCGUCUUAAGCACAUUGUCAGAUUUACGUCAAAAUCGAAAUCAUCCGAAGAACACAAAUGUUACGAGUCCGAUGACAUCGUUUUCAAUCUUUCCGCCUGAAGCUUAUCUAUCUACAGAUCGAUGUAAAUCCAACUAAUUUUCACGAAGGAUUUUGAAACAAUAAUGGGGUUCAUCAACAUUCGGUAUUACUUUUCUUUGACGACGGAGAAACUGUAGAAUUAGUAAACAUCCACACGCGUGCGUGAGUUUCAUAUGUAGAAUCGUAUUAUACACUUCAAUAAUUAACCAACAGCUUCUAAACGUGUGAAAUAACGAAAAGAAGGAAUUAAUGAUAAAGCCAUUUAAUUAGCGGUAGAUUCACGCUAAUAUUACGAUAAAAACCACAUACGAAGCGCUAACUAUAGACAUCAAAUCCAUGUGGAUUUAACAAGCAGUGUAUUCGAAUUUCAAAUUUAACAUGAAACUCGAUGUACCAGUUUCCACACGCAUACACGUAUUACCUGCAUUAGACGUUACUUCCUAUGAAUUAAUAGUUUUACCUUGCUAUUGCCGCUGGUCAAGGGUAACUUUACUGACAGUGUGUCCGAUUGAGUAACAUGAGCCACGAGCGCUUUUUGUCUGCGAGUUAAUGUGGCGGUACCAUCGAUUUUUCAUCGCACGUCUCAUACUAAUUUCACCUCCUUUCAAAAUCCAUAUAAAUACAUGCAAUUUUACGUUCAUAAAUAACUUUUAUAGAAAUCAUAAGCUUUCAAAACAAUUGUAAUACAUAAAUUAACUUGUAGAAAAAGCUUACGAUUUACUUUACUCGUUUGUCAAGUAACACAAUUAUUUAAAUCUUUCAUUCGUUUGAGCAAAAUAUAACUUUAUAGAGCUUACAUUUCAUACGCAGAGGAGUAAGAUUGACGUGAUUAGAUGAACGUGAAGAUUAUUUAUUAUUAUACUCGGUGUACCAUAUGAAUUUCACCAAUAGAAUAGUAGAAUUGCAAUAAUUCGUUAAUGUCAGCGAUUUUGUAUGAUUCUUUCAAUUUGUCUGAUGCUUUUACAUAUGCAACAUUUUUUAGUAUAACGUAAAGCUUUUGCAUAUUAUUUACAAUAAUUAUCGGAUAAAACGAAAGUGUCUACAUUUUUCAACACACAUUGAGUUUUUCAGCUCAACCGACAAGUUCAGAUAUACAAUGCCGCUUACAUCAUUAAUACUUUUAUCCUCCUGAAUACAUUCAAGAACACCUCGGAAAUUUUACGAACAGCAGCAGCGACGGCGGCGGCGGCAGUGGCAGCAGCAGCGGCAGCAACGAGCGUCAGCAGAACGAACGAGGUUGACUGACCUCUUGUCUGCUGGCGAUUGCGUUGUGCUUGCUAGACCCUGUCGUGUCUGCCGAGGCACAAGGCACCAGCAGCAGUCCGCAGAAAUCCGCGAAUCUCGCCGACCAAGGAGUGGUCGAGAAGAAGAAGAGCAAAUUGGUGCUCCGACGAUCAGGCUUUCAUGAGCACGCAAGAGGUACGCGCCGCUCAGAAGCAGGGGCCCGGGCAGCGACGCUUCGAUUGGCUCCCCACCACCAGCAAUGGAAAGGCCCCUGGGGCCGCUCAACCCCACCACCAGCCGGCGCGCCGCCAGUCCUCGAACGACAGCGUUUGCUCGCAACGUUCGGCCACACCCGAACACUACGACCUUCACUGCAAGGUGAUGCUGUUGGGAGAUAGCGGAGUGGGAAAGACCUGCAUUCUCACGAGAUUUCGCGAUGGCCAAUUUCUCUCCGGCAACUAUAUUUCAACUGUCGGCAUUGACUUUAGGAAUAAAAUGGUCACCGUGGACGACUCUCAAGUGAAGCUUCAGAUCUGGGACACUGCCGGCCAGGAGAGGUUCCGAAGCGUAACGCACGCUUACUACCGUGACGCGCAUGCACUACUACUUCUCUACGACGUGACGAACAAGCAGAGCUACGAUAACAUCAGAGCCUGGCUCGGCGAGAUCCGAGAAUACGCUCAAGACGACGUGGUCAUUAUGCUACUGGGAAACAAAUGUGACUGCAGCUCGGAACGGGUGGUAAGAAAAGAAGAAGGCCAGCGAUUGUCGAACGAGUACAAGGUGCCCUUUAUGGAAACCUCAGCCAAGACCGGCCUCAACGUCGAAUUAGCUUUUCAAGCAGUCGCCCGGGAGCUGAAAGCAAAGUCAAAUAAGGAAAUCAAUCCAGACGAGGAAAGAUUUAACGUGCUAGACUACCUGGAACAGCAUCAGUCACCUCAACAACGAGACUCCUCAUGUUUCCAUACCAAUUGCCUAACGACCUGAGCAGUCGCUUGGAAGUGUCUCGGCGCCGCGGAUUCGUGCAUAAGCGUCUCUGCGAUUGGAACGAAGGAAACGAGGGGACCGGAAACGUGAUUAUAACUCGCGCGAACGCUGUUGAUAUCGCUUCAAUUUUAAAAAUUAAAGCAAUGAAACAAGCACAUACUUUACUUGAAAAGGCCUUAGGAAUAAUAUAUGAUACUACGUUCGCUGGCGAAAAACUACAUGUCUAUGCUUUUAUCAAACGAUGAUAUAUGGAAGAAAAAAAAAAAAAAAAGAAAAAAAAAGAAACAAAAGAAGCUUUAAUUAUGUAUUUUGUCUUGUACAAGGUGUUUAAAAUAAGAAGUUCUAAAUAAAUUACUUCAGAAGACCACAGUACAGAUAUACAAUAUAUAACAAUAAUAUAUACCUAUAUAUAUAUUUAAAUAGCUAUGAGUUUGUUAUAUAAAAAAUAAUAUAGGCUUAACUGAUUUAAAUAAGAAAACAAAUCUAGCAAAAUGAACAUUGAUGUCGAUGAGAGAACACUGAUAUAUCCUCAAAAAUUUGUUUGUUUAUUAAAAAUAUUAUCAUGUCUACUUUACAUUUCAUUUGAAUAAGCAUUCAAAUCAAUUCAUAUGAAUUUAUGAGUAAAUAGAUAAUUAUUCUAGACUAGUAUGAGAUGAGUAAUGUACAUUAAUAGCACUAUCUUUUCAGAGAAAGAAUUCAAUGAUUUGCGAGUAAUCAAGUAAAGAUAAUACUAUUAGAUACAGAAUAUAUAUUGCACGUACAAUUCAAAGGACCCCUCCAAUCAAUGCCACACAAAAAUCAUUGCAAAAAUAAUGUUGAUGUACUAAUGUAUAAAGCCAAUAAUGGCAAAAAGAACCAAUGCAUGAAAAUAUAUACAGCUACCUAAUUUUAAUUAAAUUCUUCAAAUUUAAUAAUUUGUUAUUUUACAUUUUUGGCCAACUUUCAGUAUAAACAUCAAUGACUUUCAAUUUAAAUUUAAUUUUAAUUUUUUAUAUAUUUUUAAAACUUUAAUAAGAGUAAUUGUUAUACUUUUUGAAUAAUAACUAAAAAUACUGACGAUUUAUUGUACAGCAUUAGGUCAAUUUUUGUUAGAUACGUUUAGACAUACAAUUUAAGAUUC